Hylaeus volcanicus is the source of this 5257-nucleotide messenger RNA. Its product is annotated as dual specificity protein phosphatase 10. The transcript is spliced from 7 exons. Gene Ontology annotation, molecular function: protein tyrosine/threonine phosphatase activity; MAP kinase tyrosine/serine/threonine phosphatase activity. Gene Ontology annotation, cellular component: cytoplasm; cytosol. Gene Ontology annotation, biological process: negative regulation of MAPK cascade; protein dephosphorylation. NCBI's taxonomy places the organism in Eukaryota, Metazoa, Arthropoda, Insecta, Hymenoptera, Colletidae. The coding region runs from base 468 to 2375 and encodes 635 amino acids. The record is from RefSeq and is a predicted model, not a curated record.
AAGCAACCCUCCGGGCAGCGAGGCGUCUUAGAAAACAGUUCUCGCGGGGCAGGCCACGUUGGAAGUCGUGCCGUGAACCGCGCGUCGCUCGCGUCGUCUUCUUCGACCCUUCACACCCUGCAACGAAGAUCGGCGUGACGAAAUUUCAGCGCCUGUUUGAGUCGUAUCCGAGCGGGAAACAUGAAGCGAUUACUGUUGGAUGCUGAGCAACGCCUGAAGUUCGCGUACAGCAGUUGAACGGUCUGGAAAUUGGAGAUAUGCCUGGAAAAUGCCUGAGCUCGACCUCCUGAGACUUCAUCAGCAGAUUCGAGACCGACGGCCCAACACGGACGUAUCAGCCGGUUCCAUCGAAUAAUAGCGGCGAGAAGGUCUGGCGUGAUUUAACGAGGAGGUAUGCCAACGCGACCUCAGUGCUCGACUUCCCGGUACGUGAGUCAGGAUCUCAGGAAUCGGCAGCCACCUCGAGGAUGAGCGCUAAGAUAUCCCUGGCUGGCCGGACCGCGGCGCAGUCAGCGGUGAACCAUCGUGGUAAACCAUCGGGGCUGCUGCUCGCCGGAACGUCCGUGAAGAGACCGUCUUCGAUGACGGUAGAGGUGACUGGCACCGAGGAAAGAGUCGUCAAACGAGCCGCUGUCCCAGAACUGGAAGCAUCGCCCAACUCGUCGCGACCUAGCACGUUGUCUGAGAGAGAUAACACCAUGCCAACCUUAGCACGCGCCUGCACUACUGCCACUCUGCCAAGGAUCAAGAGAUUCAAAUUCGCGUCGAUCGCGUCGACGUCGAGGCCGCGUCUCGAUAUAACCGCGACUGACGUCAAGACGACGCAUCUCCAACAUCAACACCACCACCACCCGCAGCCAUCGCCGUCGCCGUCACCGAUGUCGACUCUGGUGUGCUGCGAGCCGGUCUCGGCCGGACGUUCCCGCGACAACCUCAAGCUGGUUCUGAACCGUAGUCUGAGCGAGCCAGGCCCUCCCGCUGGCGCGUCCAGCUUCCUGCCCUCUCCGACGUCCACCGUUUCGCCCAGCUCGUCCACUAGCAGCGGGGUAGACAUCGUCGACGGCAGUGACAGCGCCAACUGCAGCCUGACAGCGAGCGGAAGCAGCAUCAGCACGACAAGCAGCAGUGGCACCGACUGCGACUACCCUCUGUCCGACGUCCACCGCCACUACCAUCUCCAUCAUCAUCACCACUUCCAUCAGCAUCAGCUGUCCGCCUCGAAACGUUGCAAGCUGGAGACUGUGAGCCUCCCAGCCAGCCCCUGCUCGGAGAACAACACGCUGCAGAGGCAGCUAGUGCUGCAAAGAACCAGAACGGUCACCGCCGACGAAUUGGCGCGUCGAUUGCUCAAUCACCAGACGAACGCUAGUCCUGUAUUGCUGGAUUGUCGACCGUUCAUCUCGUACAACGUGAACCAUGUGAGGGGCGCCAUCAACGUCAACUGCUCCGAUCGGUUCAAUAGGAGGAGGUUGCAGCUGGGAAAGGCGACCUUGGCUGAUUUAGCUACCACCAAGGAGGGCAAAGAGCUGCUGCGGAAGAGACACUACAGGGAGGUGGUUGUUUACGACGACUGCACCGAUGAUCCGGACAGGUUGCCUGUGCAGCAUCCGCUCUUCCUCGUGCUGGUUUCCCUGCUGGAAGAUAAUAGGGAGCCUACUCUUCUACUUGGUGGACACAAAGAGUUCCACAGGCGGCACAGGGACCUCUGCGAGGACACGCUUCUCCCAGCGGGCGGAGCUGGCCCGUCGACGGUUAGCGGUUGCCCGAGCCCUGGACCAGGUUGUCCAAUGUUGAGCUUGUCGGGGCCACCGACUCCCCAACCUGCAGACAUCGACAGUCACCCCGCGUCCCGGGUUUUACCUUUCCUGUACCUUGGUAAUGGCAAAGACGCGGCUGAUCUGCAACUCCUUCGCGCGUUAGGCGCCACCAGAGUCCUUAACGUCACUUCGCAGCUGCCCGGAUAUCACGAGGAGAGGGGUAUUACCUACAGGCAGAUCCCUGCCUCGGAUUCCGGGCACCAAAACCUCAAACAGUACUUCGAGGAGGCCUUCGACUUCAUCGAGGAAGCCCGAAAAGCCGGAAGCAGCGUACUGGUUCACUGUCAGGCGGGAGUGUCGCGCAGCGCGACGAUUGCUAUCGCGUACAUAAUGCGGCACAAAGGUUUGUCGAUGGUGGAGGCGUACAAGUUGGUGAAGAACGCGCGGCCUAUCAUCAGUCCGAACUUGAACUUCAUGGGCCAGCUACUCGAGCUAGAGCAGGGGCUGAGGGCGUCGGGCGGUGUGGCCCCGGCGCCUGAAGAGCCAAAGAGCUGUCAUCAAUGUCGCUGGUCGCACCAGCAGAACAGCGAAGAGGUGACGUCCGGAUGCAGCGUGUGAGGACCGCCUCCGGAUACGUUGGGCCUCGGUUGUCGCACCCUGGGCCCUGCCAGAUGAAAACUACUGUACACAUAUCCUGCAUAUCCGCGUGGAUCGAACUCGUAUUCCCUGUUUCUCCCGCGGAAGAAGAACUCGGAUUACCUUGCUACACGUGCCUUGGCGAUCGCCCCCAGAUACCGGGAAAGGCUGAUUUUACGGAAACAGUAUAUUUCUUAUUCACCGGAUAACUUAUUUGAGUGGAAGGGAAGAUGAGAGGAAGCCUCGAUCGGCAGGACUGCACGGAAAAAGAGACAAAUAAUGCGCGCGACGUCCAUCUUGCGGAGGAUCGUCAAACCUGCCUGGAUCCCUACACGCUGUCCCUCGUUGCGGGCAACAUGCACGUGCCACGUCGCGAAUUAUUUAUUUCGUCGGAGAGAGAGAGACUUGGUGCAAUCGUCGUUAAAAGGUGUACUUAUGCGACAGUGUUCCGCAGCAUCUUGGUACAAUUGUCUGAGACACACGCGCUCUUCCUCAUCUCCCAUAAAAGGAAACUUACCUUUUAUUUUAUCUCGCAAGCUUAGCGAGAACAUUCGAUUUUACUAUGUUUAGUUCGGAAAGAUUUCUACUCCUUAGAAACGUUUCACCCUCUAUUGCAUUUGCCUAAUUGGAAACUUAAUCAAAAUCUUACAGAUUUAGGCAUUGAUUACUUCAUGGACCUAUAAAUAAUUAUGCGAUAGAGGGUUAGCGUCCUGCAAAGUGAAAGCAUCGACUUAAGAGAUCUUCCUGCAACAGCAUACAAAGCAGAACUGAAAGAGUAGAGAUUCCUGGGACCUCAUCCCUUAGCCAAGUCGAUUCCUUCACUUGCUAGACCAUAGAAUGACAAUUUUAUUUGUUUCAAUAUCUCCCCUCCCCCCCUCCCCGUUUCGUUUUUGCUUUUUAUUAUUUUAAUCGCUCCUCAAAAGAGAUCUAACCCUAUUCCGAGGAGUCUUAGAAGUACCUUGUCAGGGACACUGUUUGGAAACGCUGUUGCGCACAAAGACAUUGCGAGAACGAGUCUUUGUACGUUCGGAGUGACUGCACCCCAGGUAUAAAGCCAGUUUGCCAGCGGGGGACGCGUGUACGUGGAAUGAAAACGGUUGAAUGCAUGUCAAUUGAGAUCAAUAAUACCUAUGUUUGCGUUUUUUGCCUUUGCCUAUUUGUAUCUGUAUUCGUAUAUUACAUUACUUGAUAGCGAAGUGGUUUAUAUUUGAUAAAUAAUAUAUCGUUAACCGGAAUUUAACUUAACCACAAGCGCUCCGUAGCAUUUAAGGAUCUGGUUGAGAUCCAACCAUCGUGAUCUAGUCGUUUGUUGGGAUGUAAUGUUUACUGUAAGGUGCGAAAGAGAGAGUAAAUGCCCCCCGCCAAUUAAUUUAGACUGUAACAACGUCGUCGACAACUCGAGGGAUAACGGAUACGAUUUUAGAACGAACACAUACGAUGCCAAAACAGGAAUUUUUUAGUUUCAAAUUCAGACGAACUAUGAGUGAAGUUCGCCGCAAUGACCAAAAAUUGUUGUCCAUCGUCGAGAACACGUACCUAGCAUUGUAAUCGCUUUUAUUUUUGUCGAUCACGAGUCAUCCUCGUUGAUUAACGUGAACGAAACGAAAAACAAGACGUAAAAUCCACGUUGAACGUUGAAAUACCUCGAGCUACGGCCUACAACACACAGGGGACGUUGAUUUAAGAAAUAAUGUAACACGUGCGAAUACUGUUACGACACGACAAUCGCCGCUGUUAAUCAAACCGAGCAGCUGUUCAAAAAAGCAGAACAACAAGAGAAGUUCGUUUUUAACCGAUAUGCCUUUCUACGUUAGAGACUCAACUGUUGACAAUAAAUGCUUGACAAGCGAGAAAGAGAGAGCUGUAGUGCGUGAAGAUGAGAAAACGAGUAAUAAUAGCAUACGAGACACAGAGCAAGUUCCUUCAAAUUCUCUAAUUUUCUCGAGAAACGAUAAAGAAAAACGGUACAUAUCAAAGAGAUGUCGCCUUUAUUUUCUCUCUUUUAUGAAUCACGGAGGUGAUACGCGGUCGCCGAUGGGUGGAGCGAGUCGCGACACCUCCGUGGACAUUGUAAAAAGUGUAGCGAAUAGCGUUGUAAAUAUACAUGUAUUAUGUCGCGGAGCAAAGACGCUGGCGAUGACGAAGAGAGACUCGCGAUAGAGAUGAAAGAUCGGUAGCACCAUAUGAAAACAAAGAGAGAGCGAGAAAGGUAACCAGAGAGCCACGCGAGCGCGUAGUACCUGUGGCAUCGUGAGAAUGUAAAUGACGUGUAUGUAGCGUUUACUGGAUUGUGGGAGAACUUUAACAAUAAAAUUAUACGUGUAGACCUGCGAUAAAUAGUUGGGGUAGCGAUAACUGGCUGUUCGGACGUGAUCCCGUGACUAGGACUAGCAAAGCAGAGCCUUAAAACGGUUAAACAGCGAACGCGUUGUAUAUCAUUGCACUGUAAGAGUUACUGGGAAGGUUUACUAGUUGGGAUAGAGUCAGUUGGACGCUCAAGGCCAUCGAAUGCUUUUCUGGUUCUGUUUUGCAUCGACCCUAGAUCUCGAGACGAUAACGAUUUGUCGUAGAUUGACGUAUCCCUUUAUUGCUGGUGUCUUUCUGCGUCGGUAUGCACAUGUUGAGAUUCAACUGCUAACGAUCCAGUUGCGCGCGCGAGAGCACGCACCCACACAUCGGCUGGGAUGGAAACGAGCACCGAACCGAUCGACUCGUGGAAACGCUCACGUACGAUCGGAUCCUAUCGAUUUUCAUUUUAAAUGUACAGUUAAAUAUAACGUGUAACGUAUGCAUACGCGCGAGGACAAGUAUUGUAUCAUAUCAAAAUUUAUUUAGUUAUUUUAUGAAUAAAAAUAUAAAUCGCA